AUGUCUUCAGGCACUGUCGUCUCCGUCGGGUCUACCCCGGCUUUAUUUGGUACACUUGCUCGGGACGCCGGCUAUUCGUAUGCUGGUUUUGAGAGAUAUUCGAAGUACAGGUCGUUACCGAACAUCCCCAGUCCUACUGCGCUUGCUCUUUUUGGGCAUGAUGAAGAUCUAGCGAAUGCAGACGCUAUCACUAAACUUCUCAAGGACAGGGUGGUGCUCCUUCUUUUCGCUCCCAGUGCGGAGAUCUCGCAGGCGCUCAAGGAUGCCGCAAAGACGGUCAUCGACCUUCCCUUGAUCGAGCUUGACGAGGGUGUACCUAUCAUUGCCUACAAGAUGGCGGAGCUUGAUCUUGUUCACCUCAUACUCGGUUUCUCCAUCGUCAAUGGUGAUCCGAGUUACACACGGGAUGCAGACACCACAGCUACGACUGAAGCGACUGACACCAAUAACUCUGAUAGUGUCACCCGUGACGACAGCAAGGAUAGCACUGUCACCCUGAAGGACAAGCUCGAAUAUGCCAUCCGCCUCAUCUCUAGCUCUGUGCAAGAGGCCUCUGAUGAAUCUGCGAACGCAUCCGUUCGUGCAUCAGCGUCCAAUUUAACUCCUCCGUCAGACACGUCGUUCGUGAGCUCCUCCUCUUUUAGUAAUCGUGCGACAUUUCGCUGCGCCCGUACACCUUGGUCCGACGAAGGGAAUUAUUGGCAGGAUUUGCCGCAAUCCAGGUGGCAACUAUUCGACUUGAACUGGACGGUGUAUCUCAGCUCCUAUGCUACAAAUGCCACUCCCGUCCCGAAUAGCGGCUUCAGCUCUAGUGGCGGGGUGGUCUACACGAUCGCUACGUACAGCGGAUCGUUCGUCCGUAGCACGAGUAGCUCUCCAAGAUGGUUUGGUCCUUGGGGAAACGAGGGCACAUCGGAGGUUGAAUACUACUUCAUAGAUCAACUCGGUCUCACAGUAGAGGACACGAGCGGUCUUUUGACGUGCUACAGGCAGCUUCCGUCUGGGGGGAGUCAGUCUGGGACCAAUUACACCUAUACGUUUGAUUUCAGCCAGACGUUUAACCUUUUCAAGAAUAGCGGCAAGACUCCCUUCCAGUGGACGGCCUCGUACUCGGACAGCUACGUUCGCGAAAAGUUCAUGGAGUCUCCCGUCCAGCAGAAUUUGCACACGUUCGAUGUAGCCAUCUCUUAUAAGGACUAUUACGCGAGUGAUCGUUACAAUGGCGGCCUGAGCAACGAAAGCUGGUGGAACCAUGGGGUCUUCGACUGGUCGAAUGGGGACUACAAGGUUGUGAAGGUGUUGCCGCGCGACAACAUCCCCAUCCAUGGGUUGGACAUGUGGAGCUCGACCGUAGGAAAAGCCAAUCUGAAGUUCUACAGCUACUUUGAGGCGGUUGGGUUCAAAUCCAAUACUGCGUGGGGAUGGGGCCAUUUCACUCAGGCUUUGACCUCGAGCAGGCCCACCUACAGCGUCCCCCUUGAUCUCACCUUUGGUGGCUGA
Molecule: messenger RNA, 1500 nt
Organism: Fibroporia radiculosa
Lineage: Eukaryota; Fungi; Basidiomycota; Agaricomycetes; Polyporales; Fibroporiaceae
Exons: 9
Coding region: 1-1500 (499 amino acids)
Source: RefSeq, a predicted model, not a curated record